Molecule: messenger RNA, 4723 nt
Organism: Carassius carassius (crucian carp)
Lineage: Eukaryota; Metazoa; Chordata; Actinopteri; Cypriniformes; Cyprinidae
Product: ankyrin repeat and BTB/POZ domain-containing protein 3-A-like
Exons: 17
Coding region: 281-3346 (1021 amino acids)
Cellular component (GO): nucleosome
Molecular function (GO): DNA binding; structural constituent of chromatin; protein heterodimerization activity
Source: RefSeq, a predicted model, not a curated record
GCAGUGGAUGAUGCAGUGGUUGGUGAAGGCGCUCUGAGCUCUUGAAUUACGCACGCAAAGUUGGGAGCAGAGGCACGCGUUGGAGACAUAUUUUUUUUGUUGAUAACUUACCAAAGCACUUAACGAAUUGUAACUGCGCUUGCUUGUAGAUUUGUGUUUGCGCGUGAAAUUAGGUGGCAACACAUUCCUCUACUGCUCCGAGGACAGGGCGCGCCACAGGAACGCGCUUUUGGCUUUCUUUAAAAUAUCAGGCAUAAGCCUAACAUUAUGAGGUGCUGUCAUGGCAGGCAAUGGUAAGACAGCUGCGAGGACGCUGGAGGAUUUAACGCUCGAUUCCGGUUAUGGUGGAGCGGCGGAUUCCUUCAGGUCGUCCAGCGUGUCGCUCUGUUGCUCGGACACGCAUCUGUCGUAUGCGCAUGGGGGCAACUGCUGGCAUCUGACUGAAUCCAUGCACAGCAGACACAACAGUUUGGACACGGUCAACACCGUCCUGGCGGAAGACACGGAGAUCCUGGAGUGCUCGGGCCAGUGCGCCAAAUUGCCCGAGCUGGAGGAGGACGUGCCGUGGAGUCUUGGAGAGGUGGAAGGCGCGCUGCGCAAAGACGAGGAUCUGUGCAUGGGGAACGCGUCGCGGGAGAUCCUAGCCAAACUCUCCGCGCUGGUCAGCCGCGCGCUGGUGAGGAUCGCGCGGGAGGCGCAGCGCCUGAGUCUGCGUUACGCCAGAUGCACCAAGCACGAAAUCCAGAGCGCCAUCAAGAUGGUCCUGUCGUGGACCAUCUCCGUGAACUGCAUCACUGCGGCGCUCAGCGCACUGUCGCUUUAUAACAUGAGCACGGGUGAUAAGUUCAGCCGGGGCAAGUCAACCAGGUGUGGACUCGUCUUCUCCGUAGGGAAGUUCUUCAGGUGGAUGGUGGAUAGCCGGGUGGCCCUGCGCAUCCACGAGCACGCUGCGAUCUACCUGAGCGCCUGUAUGGAGAGCCUGUUCCGAGAGGUGUUCAGUCGGGUGCUGAGGAGUGCGCUGGUAGAGAAGGAGAACGGAGUGCCAAAGUUUUCCGUGGAGUCCCUGGAACAGGCCAUAAAUAACGAUUCGGAGCUGUGGGGUCUUUUGCAGCCGUAUCAGCACCUCAUUUGUGGCAAGAACGCAAGCGGUUUAUUGAGUCUGCCGGACAGUCUGAACCUGCACCGUGACCAGCAGCGAGCAGUGAAAACUGGAGAUGGCCAUGCCUACAGCCAGGCUGAACUCCGCACAAUUGAACAGUCCCUACUGGCGACCCGCGUGGGGAGCAUCGUAGAGCUCAGUGACCUGGUGUCUCGUGCCAUGCAUCACCUUCAGCCACUGCACAUCAUGAACGCCAGCAAUGGAACGCCUGUGCACCAGAACUGCACCGGCACCAUGCACUGGGAACCGGAAGCCCUCUACACACUCUGCUACUUCAUGCACUGUCCUCAGAUGGAGUGGGAAAACCCUAAUGUUGAACCCUCGAAGAUCACCCUGCACACUGAGAGGCCGUUCCUGGUGUUGCCUCCGCUGAUGGAGUGGAUCCGGGUGGCCGUGGCGCACACAGAACACCGCCGAAGUUUCUCUGUGGACAGCGACGAUGUACGACAGGCAGCCCGACUGCUGUUACCUGGGGUGGACUGUGAGCCACGCCAGCUAAAAGCAGACGACUGCUUCUCUGCCACACGGAAACUGGACGCUGCAUCCACAGAAGCAAAAUUCCUGCAGGACCUGGGGUUUCGGAUGCUCAACUGUGGACGAACUGACCUGGUCAAGCAAGCAGUCAACCUGCUCGGGCCAGAUGGCAUCAACAGCAUGAGUGAACAGGGAAUGACCCCUCUGAUGUACGCGUGCGUCCGUGGGGACGAGGCCAUGGUUCAAAUGCUGCUGGACGCUGGAGCAGAUAUCAACAGUGAGGUGCCCAGCUCACUACACAAGCACCCCUCAGUUUAUCCUGACACCAGGCAGGGGACUCCACUCACAUUCGCCGUGUCACACGGACACGUCCCUGUCGUGCAGCUUCUGCUGGAUGCCCGAGCAAAUGUGGAGGGAGCGAUUCAAGAUGGCACAGAGAACUACACAGAGACGCCUCUACAGUUGGCAUCUGCGGCAGGCAACUUUGAGCUGGUCAGUCUGCUUUUGGAAAGAGGAGCGGAUCCUUUGAUUGGCACCACUUACCGUAAUGGCAUUUCUUCUGGUCCGCUGGGUGAAAUGAACUCGUACAGCCUGGCAGCAUCACAUGGACACAGAAACGUGUUCCGGAGGCUUCUGUCCCAGGUGGAAAAGGACAAGGGGGAUGUGCUGUCUCUGGAGGAAAUCCUAGCCGAGGGCUCUGAGACUUUAGAGAGGAGAGUGCCACAGAACGAAGCCACCCUCCGGACAGGCAAGGCCAAACUAAGGGCCCUCCGCGAGGCCAUGUACCACAGUGCCGAGCACGGCCAUGUGGACAUUACCAUAGACAUCCGCAGCCUGGGCGUGCCCUGGACCCUGCACACGUGGCUGGAGUCCCUGCGAACAUGCUUCAUGCAGCAGCGGCGGCCGCUGAUCCAAGGCCUGCUGAAGGACUUCAGCUGCAUUAAAGAAGACGAGUACACGGAGGAACUCAUCACACACGGACUGCCACUCAUGUUCCAGAUCCUUCGAGCCAGCAAGAACGAAGUGCUCAGCCAGCAGUUGUCAGUCAUCUUUACCCAGUGCUACGGGCCUUUCCCAAUCCCCAAACUCACCGAGAUCAAAAAGAAGCAAACGUCUCGUUUGGAUCCACAAUUUCUCAAUAAUAAAGAGAUGUCUGACGUGACGUUUCUGGUGGAAGGAAAGCCCUUUUAUGCCCAUAAAGUGCUGCUCUUCACUGCCUCACCAAGGUUUAAGUCUCUGCUCUCUAACAGACCAGCAGCUGAGAACACGUGCAUCGAGAUCAGUCAUGUCAAGUACAACAUUUUUCAGCUGGUGAUGCAGUAUCUCUACUGUGGUGGCACUGAGUCACUGCACAUCAGGAACACUGAAGUUAUGGAGCUCCUGUCUGCAGCCAAGUUCUUCCAACUUGAGGCUCUCCAAAGACACUGUGAAAUAAUCUGCUCCAAGAACAUCACCACUGACACCUGUGUGGACAUAUACAAACAUGCCAAGUUCCUGGGGGCUCUGGAGUUGGGAGGCUUCAUCGAGGGCUACUUCCUGAAGAACAUGGUGCUCCUGAUCGAGCUGGAGAACUUUAAGCAGUUACUGUAUGAGGUUCCUGCAGAGAGCCCCGGUCCAGGCCCAUCCUACGACGUCCUCCAUGACCUCGAGAGAACCCUGGCCCUGCGGAUCCGCUCCAUCCAUCUCUCCACUUCUAAGGGCUCCAUCGUCUGACACUUCGGCCAAACUCACACCAACCGCUCCAUAGAGCGCUUUCACCGAGAGCUCCAUUAAUUAUGUUCCAACCCGUUGGAGACAUUUCAAACAUCACCGCCAUCAUGACAGCACCGGCCUGAUGGGAUAUUCUGUAGGGAAGACUGAGAGAUUGAGUGUCACUGCACAGGCUCACACCUCCACCAUGUUGCAGAUACGUCAGCCUGCUGAACUCAUACCAUUCCAAGGGCUACGUUUAUGUGGAAACAUUCUAACAACAUUACGACAGCAUUAUGACGCCCGACCCAUGUUAGUGCCCAGGGAAACCAUGGCUCCUGAUGUCAUUACUGCCUCAGCAAUGCAUGCAAAUGGAUGGGGUUAAUUUUUAGGUGGAACUGUCUUGAAAAACGAUUGUCAUUGCUACCUGCUGAGGACAGUUUUACAUUACUCUCUAAUUGACGUAAUAUUGUUAGCCUGCCUUCUAAACUUUACAUUUGUCUAACAUUCCCUCCAAGAGACACUAAAACAAAUGAUGCAUGUCAAGUUAGGUGAUGCAGCCAAAAGUUUCCCCAGCCAUUUGUGUUCAAGUUGGACAAUAACAUCCAUUAAGCGUAGAGUUUUACAAAGGAGGUGUUUUGUAUACUUAAUACUCACAUCCAACUACAAGUUUUGGUAUUUGUGUCACUGAACAAUAAGGAUGCCAGCUGUUUAAAUCCUAGCACUUGUGUUUAACGCUUUGCAGUUUUAAGGAAUAAGGAUUUGCUACCUUCAGUCAUUUGUAGACUGAUCCAACACAAAUUAUCCAACCAAUGAUAGACUAAACUUGUUGCUUUUAGUUCUCACCGAAAGUUCAUUGUGUCCAGCAGCGCAUUAGGCCUGAGCUAUUUGUUUGUUUCAAGCCACAUGUUUUAAAGAACCUCUGAUCUACCACUGUGCUUAGUACACUUUAAACUGAGCAGUUCAUCCUUGCCUUGAACUCACGUAACCAACGAUCUUCGAUAACGAUAAUCUGCAUGGAUCCUCUGCAGUCUGUCUGGAACUUCUGUAACACACAAAAAGCUCAUUUUCCUUUUGGUGGAUGCAGAUUUACUAGCAACCCUUUGUGCGGGGGUCUACUGUCUUCAUUGCUUGCGAGUAUGUUGAAAUCAUGUGUUAUGAAAGAUGCCAUUGCACUGGUCGCAAUGUACAUAUUCCCGGUCCUCAUCUGCUGCACUGCUUUUGUUCAAUGUGAAGCCAACACAAAACAAGCUGUUUUAAGUGUGCAUGUUCCGGUUUUCCUGCGUUUGUCUGUAAUGCUGUUCACACCGAACGCGAAUAGAGCAUCUGGUGCGAAUGAUUUCAAUGUUAAGUCAUUGCAAAGGUGCGUUUACAUGCGUCUGGAGGUCUCGCAGCGCGAAU